Molecule: messenger RNA, 3175 nt
Organism: Platichthys flesus (European flounder)
Lineage: Eukaryota; Metazoa; Chordata; Actinopteri; Pleuronectiformes; Pleuronectidae
Product: eukaryotic translation initiation factor 4 gamma 3-like
Exons: 21
Coding region: 1-3141 (1046 amino acids)
Cellular component (GO): eukaryotic translation initiation factor 4F complex
Molecular function (GO): mRNA binding; protein binding; translation initiation factor activity
Source: RefSeq, a predicted model, not a curated record
AUGGCUUCCAGAGAGCCCAAGCCUUGCCGUUCCAAGAAGGCUGCAAAGUGCAACUUCCCACAGAUUCGUAACCGGGACCCUGAUCAGCGUGGCAGGGACAUCCCGGAGGAGAUCAUGGCAGAGGGUCGAGGGAGCAGUAUCGCGACAGACAACCCUAUGUGCGACGUCCUCAGCAGUAUCAGGACCAUCGCACCUACGAACCUCGUCCUGGGCCAGAGGGGAGGCACCCUCACUACCCAGAACAAUAUCCAUCAUCCCGGGAUCCGUAACCGGGACCCUGAUCAGCGUGGCAGGGACAUCCCAGACGAGAUCAUGGCAGAGGGUCGAGGGAGCAGGUGUUCAUCUCCUCCUGGAGCUCAACGCUCCUCUCGCCCCACCCAACAACACUAUCGCGACAGACAACCCUAUGUGCGACGUCCUCAGCAGUAUCAGGACCAUCGCACCUACGAACCUCGUCCUGGGCCAGAGGGGAGGCACCCUCACUACCCAGAACAAUAUCCAUCAUCCCGCGGUGCGGAGAGAACAAUCCGUAACCGGGACCCUGAUCAGCGUGGCAGGGACAUCCCAGACGAGAUCAUGGCAGAGGGUCGAGGGAGCAUGUAUUCAUCUCCUCCUGGAGCUCAACGCUCCUCUCGCCCCACCCAACAACAGUAUCGCGACAGACAACCCUCUGUGCGACGUCCUCAGCAGUAUCAGGACCAUCGCACCUACGAACCUCGUCCUCGGCCAGAGGGGAGGCACCCUCACUACCCAGAACAAUAUCCAUCAUCCCGGGGUGCGGAGAGAACAAUCCGUAACCGGGACCCUGAUCAGCGUGGCAGGGACAUCCCAGACGAGAUCAUGGCAGAGGGUCGAGGGAGCAUGUAUUCAUCUCCUCCUGGAGCUCAACGCUCCUCUCGCCCCACCCAACAACAGUAUCGCGACAGACAACCCUAUGUGCGACGUCCUCAGCAGUAUCAGGACCAUUGCACCUACGAACCUCGUCCUGGGCCAGAGGGGAGGCACCCUCACUACCCAGAAGAAUAUCCAUCAUCCCGGGGUGCGGAGAGAACAACCCGUAACCGGGACCCUGAUCAGCGUGGCAGGGACAUCCCAGACGAGAUCAUGGCAGAGGGUCGAGGGAGCAGGUAUUCAUUUCCUCCUGGAGGUCAAUGCUCCUCUCGCCCCACCCAACAACAGCACUCCAAACGGCCUGGCAAACAGACUCCUAAAGCCGUCGACCCCACUACUCAGCCAAUCGUGAUGAACAAAAAAGAGGCCUCCGACACCAAACCAGGACCAGAUGAUGAGCCAAAAUUGCAGCCCGUUGGUCUGAGGUCUUCCUCACCUGGGCUUGUACCACCUGAUGUUCAGCCAAAGAAUUCAGGGAAUGCCUGCAAACCAGUUAUGAAGAGGGUAAGCCUCCCAGUGGAACCAGAGUCAGAUAUAACACCUGUUAUAUCCCCUCAUUCCCCUCAGGACCUGUUAAAGGAGGUCCGCAGUAUCCUGAACAGGCAGACGCCUCAGAAGUUCCUCCAGCUGGUGAAGCAGGUGAAGGACUCACCCAUCGACACGGAGGAGCAGCUCAAAGGAGUCGUGGACCUCCUGUUUGAGAAAGCCAUGGACGAGACCAGCUCAUUGGUGGCCUACGCGAAGAUGUGCAACUGCCUCGCCACGCUCACAGUGCCCACCCCUGACAAACCCCAAAAGACAGUGAACUUUCACAAGCUGCUGAUAAGCCGCUGUCAUGAGGAGUUGGAGAAGUUGGAGAAAUACAAGGUGGAUGAUGUGGUCAAGGACAUUACCCGGCGGCGUUCCAUCGGAAACAUAAAGUUCAUCGGAGAACUGUUCAAGGUCAAGAUGCUAAAUGACUUCAUCGUGCAUGACUGCUUGGACAAGCUGCUGACUAACAACGACGAAGUGGCUUUGGAGUGUUUGUGCAUCCUGCUCACCGUCAUCAGCAAGGACCUUGAUUAUAAUGAGACCAAGAUGGAUCACUAUUUCAACUCUAUGGAAGAUAUCGUCACAGAGGGGAAGACAUCCCCUCGGAUACGGUAUAUGCUGCAGGACACUAUAGACCUGGUUUCGCUGAACUUGGUGCCUCGAAAAGCCAAGCAGGAUCCAAAACCCGUUCAGCAGAUCCACAACGAGGCAACGAUUGAGGAUCAGGAGGAGCCGAGGAGCGUGCAGCAGCCACUGCUCUCCGAAGACACCAAGAUACAGCCAGAUGAUGCUCCAACACUGCAGCCCGUUGGUCUGAGGUCUGCCUCCCCUGGGCUUGUGCUGCCUGAAGCCCCCGUGGCUGCACUCCAGCCCCAGGCCUCUAGUCCUAAACAGGUUCCCACUCCUCCACAGAACCAAGGCUCUGAAGCCAGGGGAACUCUGGAAAGUCAAACGGGUUCAAGCAAGAAGCGGAGGAGGCGCAGGAAGCCCAAUAACCAGCUGCAGACAGCUGGUCUGAGGUCUGCCUCCCCUGGGGUUGUGCUGCCUGGAGCCCCAGGUGAGAGUGGGGAAGCUCAGGCCACUACUCCCUGUAGAGAACCGGAUCUUCCCCUCCCCGCCUCUCUCAGCCCCCUGUCCAUCGUCGAGGAGCUCCUCAACUUUGACAACUCGAAGCAGCUCCAGUGUCUUCAUUCAGACGCCUCCAGCUCUGAGGCGACUCUGUCUGAGGGAAGCUGGUCUCCCUGGGAGCUGCAGAAGCAGAUGCUGGGAAUCAUGCUGGAAGACAUGGCCUGUGACUCGGACAUCUUCGACUGUGUGAAGGAGAAGCUGGAGAGAAGUCAAAAGAGCUCAUCUCCCUACCUGAUGGAGUUAAUGACGGCUGUGUGUCAGGCAGCAGUGAAAGAAAACACCAGUUGUCCUGUGCACGCCGCCCUCCUGCAGAAGGGACUGCCUGUGGUCCUGGAGGACCGGCACUCGGAGAAGGAGCAACAGAGGAAAGCUCUUAAAGAUCUUCAGGAGCUUAUUGUCACCCUCGAUGGGCCUCCAAACCUUCUCCGAAUGUUCUUCACCUGCAUGUGUGACGAGGACAUCAGUUCUGAGGACUCGUGCUGCAAGUCUGGGACAGGCAAAGACCAGGAGCAGCUUGGUAAAGACGUGGCCCUUCAGACCGUCACAGCCUUCUUCACCUGGCUGCGGGAGGCGGAGCCCCAUGGAAAUUGAGGAGGGGAGACCCCCGGGGGACAGGCCCGGGCAG